UGUUUUCUAAACAAAUUACUUUGAUCAGUACAAUGCAAGUUAAAAAGCUAACCAUAGCGACACUCUGUGCGGUAUUAGUUACAGUCAGCGGUAACCGCAAAGUUCUGCUAGACUGCGGCAUUCAAAAGAUCGAGGGUAAAGAAUUGAUUACCAAUGGACAGGACACCGCUCCGGGGGACUGGCCGUGGCACGUAGCCAUCUAUCACCGUAAAGGUCGUUCAGUUGAUUACGCCUGCGGGGGGACCAUUAUCAGUGAACAGUUCAUCAUGACGGCGGCUCACUGCGUCAUGAAUGUGGCAAACGGUUUCCAGCUGGCCCCCAAUCGUAUAUUUGUUCGGUUGGGAAUUCACGAUCUGGAUUCGGUAAAUCCAGCAUUUGUGCAGCAGCAUGAAGUCGGGAAAAUUUCUAAGUUUGCAAACUUCACUCGACUAGCCGACGAUAUUGCAUUGCUGGAGCUUAGCACAAUCAUUCGCUUUAAUGACUAUGUCCAACCGGCUUGUGUGAAUUUGGAACCAAACAUUACCGGAGAGUAUGGGACAGUUGUUGGUUGGGGGUUAACGGAAAAUGACGAUAUAUCGCCAAUUUUGAAAAAAGCGGACAUUCCUGUGGUCGAACCAGUUGCAUGCUUGAGAACUGAUCGAGUGCUGUUCGGACAAACUCUGGACGAAGGUCUGUUCUGUGCUGGAUAUACAAACGGAACCGGUGUCUGUAAUGGCGACAGUGGAGGAGGAUUGUUUUUCCGAAGGGCCAAUACCUGGUUCUUGGGUGGUAUCGUGUCCUUUUCACAGAUGCGUUCAGACGGAACCAAUAAAUGUUAUACCAAGGGUUAUGGAGCGUUCACGAAGGUACACCAUUAUAUCUCGUGGAUCAGUGAAACGACGGGACUGCGAUUUCAGCGAAAUAACGACGUACAAAUUUGUAGAGCAGUUGAACCCAAUCAAACGAAUAUACCGUCGAAGUUACUUCCUCGGCAUUGUGGCGUUUAUAUUCCAAACCGUAUCGCUGGUGGAGUACAAGCCAAAGUGUUUGAAUUUCCUUGGAUGGCUCAAUUAGUGAUAAAUGGCGAAAUAGGGGCUUGCGCAGGAACGUUAAUCAGCAAGCGCUACAUUCUUACGGUCGCACAUUGCUUUGGGAAUCCUCUACCCAAUAAAGUACGUCUAGGUGAGCACACAAUCGAUCAGGAUAUUGAUUGCAAUGGACGGAAAGAGGAUUGUGCUCCACCAGUUCGAGAUUACAACAUUGAGUGUAUCACUACGCAUCCAGGUUAUACAAGGCGGACGUACACCGACGACAUCGCACUGAUACGUUUAAGCGAAGAUGUUCAAUGUGAAGAUCAUAUUCAACCGAUUUGCUUACCACACACGACGGACCUCAGAAGCUACCAAUCGUCUCGGUACAUCAUCGCCGGAUGGGGUCGGACGGAAAUGUUUGGGGAACCCUCGAAAAUCCUGUUGAAGGCAACUAUACCAUUAGCGAAUAAUGCCGAAUGUGAGAAAUGGAGUCGCACAAAUGUUACCGAUAAGCAGUUGUGCGCCGGAAUGGUAGGUGUUGACGCUUGUGCCGGAGAUAGUGGAGCUCCCUUGGGGUAUGGAGCCAAACUGUACGGAAUGCGAUUUGUACAGUUCGGACUGGUUUCGGUAGGACGGGGGUGCGGUAUAUCGCCAUCACUCUAUGUUAAUGUGUCUCAUUAUAUGGAUUGGAUCAUUGCCAAUAUGAAACCGUGAAAGUUCGAGAUUUUUUGUAUGAUAAAAGUUCACCAUAAAAGGGUUUAGUUAGGAAGAUUUUUGACUGAAGUUUUUGGAGCGUCUUAGUAGAAUUUCAGGUUAGGAAGAUUUUUCUCAUAUUUUGAGUUCAAUUAGUUGAAAGAAUCAUCGACAUUUAUUCCAUGCUCUUGCUGCCAAGCGCUACCACUUAUGUUCAUUAA
Messenger RNA from Sabethes cyaneus, 1924 nucleotides. Its product is annotated as transmembrane protease serine 9-like. Gene Ontology annotation, molecular function: serine-type endopeptidase activity. The transcript is spliced from 4 exons. Bases 33 to 1724 code for a protein of 563 amino acids. Gene Ontology annotation, biological process: proteolysis. The record is from RefSeq and is a predicted model, not a curated record. NCBI's taxonomy places the organism in Eukaryota, Metazoa, Arthropoda, Insecta, Diptera, Culicidae.